UUUGGUAAAACCAAAUGGUUAAAGACAAAAAAAGAGAGUACAAUCUAGUUUCAGUUAAAGCAAUUGCUGUCAAGAACCAAGUUGCAUGAGUCACCCUACACUUACAAUAUGCAUAUAAAAAGAUAUGCAAGCUUGUAAUUGAUACUCUUACUUUAAACCAAAAACCACCCCCCUCAAAAUAUUUUUCUUCUUCUUCUUUGAAGUGUUACCAAUCAAACAAAAGAUGUUCAAUUCUACAUGUGAGAAGAGUGUUCUUCAAAUCAAACAAGAUGACAAGUUUUUCAGCAGGCUACUAUCAAAGGAAAAUUCCAAUACUAAUCCAUCUUUUAGAGUUUCUGUUGCGGUUCCAUUUGUUUGGGAAUCUCAACCUGGCACACCCAAAUACACAUUCUCUAAAGACACCAUUCCUCCCCUUACACCCCCACCUUCCUAUCAUUUCAAGAAUUCCAACAAAAAGAAUGAGAAAAAACACUCAAAAUCAACCAAUCUUUUCUUGGCAUGGCUACAAAAACUAAACUUGAAGAAAAUUAAUCAGUCUUCGUCGUCCUCGUCCUCACCAUCUUCAUUCUCAUCCUCAUACCCUUCAUGGUUAUCAUCGUCGUCAAUGGAUUCUUCCAAAAUUACCUCGGCAACGAAAAGAGUUAGUAGGAGAAGAUUCUUAAGUUUUGGAUCAUCUUUUGAUUUUAGAGGUGAAAAUGAAGAAGAUGGUAAUGAUUCACCAAAUUCUACAUUGUGCUUUGGAAUUCAUCAUCGUUCGUCCAGCUCGAACACUGGAUUCCAAAGUAACUACAAGAGGCGCAUAAGGUAAUCAAGAUUUGUCAUUGUGGAGCACUGACACUAGAUUGUAUGUGUGUCUAGUGUGCAAUAUGUUUCAAUGUCCGACACACCAACCUGACACCGAAACAUAUUGUUACAUUCAAAUAUUCCAUUUUCUCAAAUUAUUACAAAUAUCAACGUGUCAGUGUAAUGUUUGGUGUAUGUCUAUGUAUGUGCCAAUGAUGUAACUUAGUCCUGGUUUUGGCUUGGACAAAAAGUUUCUCCAGUAGUUUUUCUCAGUAAAAUGUAAAGCCUUAAGCUCUUGAUGUUUA
Trifolium pratense (red clover) is the source of this 1088-nucleotide messenger RNA. RefSeq lists its product as uncharacterized. Lineage: Eukaryota; Viridiplantae; Streptophyta; Magnoliopsida; Fabales; Fabaceae. The record is from RefSeq and is a predicted model, not a curated record. Bases 224 to 808 code for a protein of 194 amino acids. The transcript is spliced from 2 exons.